This is a messenger RNA of Camellia sinensis, 2072 nucleotides long. It is a transcript of the gene AIL5, whose product is annotated as AINTEGUMENTA-like 5. Gene Ontology annotation, biological process: regulation of DNA-templated transcription. Lineage: Eukaryota; Viridiplantae; Streptophyta; Magnoliopsida; Ericales; Theaceae. Gene Ontology annotation, molecular function: DNA binding; DNA-binding transcription factor activity. The record is from RefSeq and is a predicted model, not a curated record.
UCUUCACCUCUAUAUCUGUGUCAAUCCUCAAUAACAUUUUACAUUCACUUCUUCAUCCUCAGUUUAAACCCUCUCUCUCCUCUGUGUCUCUCUCUCUCUAGAACUGCUACUACGCUGUUUCCCAAAGAAAACCCAUCUCUUUCACGCUCACCGACGACAUGGAUUCUUCUCAAAACUGGCUUGCCUUCUCUCUUUCCAAUCACCAUAUUCCCUCUCAUGACUCUUCUCACCUCUCUCUCUUUGAAGCCUUCAACACCACCUCCAACAACCCCAGUGGGGUUGUUGAUAGAGCUGAAGAAGAUGUGAGGGGUGGUGCAACUGAGCUGUCCAUACUCACCGGCGGAAGCGGCGGCGGAGGAGGACCGAAACUGGAGGACUUUCUUGGUGGCGGAGCUACGAGAACAACCGAUUUGUGUCAGUUUACUGGUGAAGCUCCGACGAGUGUUUGUGAAACUGAGAUAUAUGAUUCGGAGCUGAAAACCAUCGCUGCGAGCUUUCUACGUGGGUUUUCCACCGAUCCAACUGAUGCCCAGAAACAGCUGGCGGUGGCGCCGCCACCUGAACCGGCGGCGAAGAAGGCUGUCGACACCUUCGGCCAACGUACCUCUAUUUACCGAGGAGUCACCAGACAUAGAUGGACUGGUAGAUAUGAAGCUCAUUUGUGGGAUAAUAGUUGCAGAAGAGAAGGGCAAAGUCGGAAAGGAAGACAAGUUUAUUUGGGUGGAUAUGAUAAAGAGGAGAAAGCAGCUAGAGCUUAUGAUCUUGCAGCCCUGAAGUACUGGGGUCCGACCACCACUACAAAUUUUCCAGUAUCCAACUAUGAGAAGGAGAUCGAGGAGAUGAAGAACAUGACAAGGCAGGAGUUCGUUGCUUCUCUUCGAAGGAAAAGUAGUGGAUUUUCUAGAGGAGCUUCUAUCUAUAGAGGAGUCACAAGGCACCACCAGCAUGGUCGUUGGCAAGCUAGAAUAGGCAGAGUUGCUGGCAAUAAAGAUCUCUACCUUGGAACAUUCAGCACUCAAGAAGAAGCCGCAGAGGCCUACGACAUUGCCGCAAUCAAAUUCAGAGGGCUAAAUGCAGUGACCAACUUUGACAUGAGCCGAUAUGACGUAAAGAGCAUUGCCAAUAGCAAUCUUCCCAUUGGAGGAAUCUCCGGAAAAUCCAAAACCUCUUCGGACUCACCUUCCGAUAACAACAAGAGCCUCGACGGAGGAGUAGGAACACGACGAUCCGACGACCGAGAUAUCUCCUCGUCAUCUUCACUGAGCUUUUCAUCACAACCUCCAAGCUCUAUUAGCUUUGCACUACCCAUCAAACAAGUCGACAACACUGUGGAUUACUGGUCAAUCCUUGGUUAUACCAAAAGCCCUAGUGCAAGUUCAACUAAUCUCUUCCAAGGUUCAAACAAUGGUACAUCAACUUUCCAAGGUAUAACACCAUUUAGCAUGGACUUCCCAACAAAUAGUACUACUACCAAUGUAGUGCAUAACAAUAAUGGGUUCUUCUUCAAUGGUGGAGGUGGUGGUGGUUACUUUGAGCAACAAAGUGCAAGUAUGAGUGGUUCAAGUGGAAUUCCUUUAGGGACACCCAUUGCUUUAAGUAGUAACGACAGUUAUGAAGGAGGGUCUGGUUUUGGGAACUGGGUUGGACCAUCCCUUCACUCAUUCCAAUCUGCUAAGCCAAAUUUAUCAGUGUUUCAGACACCAAUUUUUGGAAUGGAAUGAUCUCAUUGAAUGAAAAAAGAGGACAAUAGUGAAGAAAAGUCAUGAAUUAGGGUUUGUUGUUUUUGCUUUGCAUAUGCACAGAUGGUAAUGGUUGAGUCAGAAACUUACUUGAAUAGAUGAGAGAGGAGAGAGAUGGGACUGACAAUCAUUUCACAGGGCUAGCUGGUGACAAGAUUGUACUAACUGAAGUUAUAUUUGUUAGGGUCAUUCUGCUUUUUUUUUUUUUGUUCUCUUUUCUUUUUUACUUUUGCUUUCUCCUUUUACUGACAUUAUUUAUAGGGGUAUAAUCGGAAACAAAAUCCUUUUGUAAUCUUUCAUCUAUCUUAGUCGAGCCUCUUGAAAAUCCUUCUA